Messenger RNA from Linum tenue, 1603 nucleotides. The record is from the annotation of a GenBank genome assembly. Lineage: Eukaryota; Viridiplantae; Streptophyta; Magnoliopsida; Malpighiales; Linaceae.
CCAAAUUACCCCCUCGCAGCUCCACACUAUAAAAUCUCUCGCCCAUCCCCAAUUCCUUUCCCUGUAUCUUGACUAUCUUCUCAACCUACGUGGCAUCAGCUACCCUCUACUUUCUAGUUUCUCCUCCACCGUAAACCGCCUGAGAUAGCCCCGCUUAAAGAAUCCCCGGCGACGUUACCCCGAAUUUUUCCAGGUACGCCGGUUACGUUAACCUCUUCUGCCGCUCUUGUUUCCCGCUUGGUCUACGGUGUUUUCGACGUUGCCUGUGGGAUUAGAUCUGUAAUAACGGAAGGCGGAUUUUCUUCUGUAAAUUUGGCCGGCUGUGAUAAACUUCGCGCGGAGAAACACUAUCUUUCCGGUGCCCGCAUGUUGUUUGCACUGCGGUGUUGGAAAUGUGACUUUUGGGUUUCCGAUUUCUCUGUGAUCCUGGCAGGCGUAGCGGAGAAGGGUUCGCCUGGUUUGUUGUUAAUCUACCGAUUCGAAGCUCCCUCUUUCAAGGCAUUUCCCCAGGAUGGCGGAGGAAAUGGUCUCAGGAAGGGCACAGGGUUACCUUGAAUGUGUAUGAUCUCAGUCAAGGACUGGCACGUCAGCUCUCCACAACAUUCCUUGGGAAAGCAAUUGAGGGUAUUUGGCAUACAGGAGUAGUGGUGUUCGGCAAUGAAUACUACUUUGGGGGAGGCAUACAGAAGGACUCUGCAGGAAGGACUCCAUAUGGAACACCGAUCAAAGUCGUAGAGUUGGGAGUCACACAUGUACCCCAGGAUGUAUUUGAAAUGUAUUUGGAUGAGAUUAGCUCUCGCUACACGGCUGAAACGUACAGUUUACUCAAACACAAUUGUAACAAUUUUAGCAAUGAGGUUGCACAAUUUUUGGUUGGGGCAUGCAUUCCAGACUACAUUCUUCAGCUUCCUAAUGAAGUUAUGAGCAGUCCUAUGGGUUCUCUAAUAUUGCCCAUGAUUCAGAACCUAGAGUCGACACUGAGAGCAGGGGCUGUCCCUCAAGCACCACAAUUCAGGCCCACAUUGUCUAGCCAGCAAGCACAAACUGCAAAUACAUCCGCAGCUAAUGGUGCUUUAUCUUCUUCUGGACAAGCUGCAUCUGAGGAGUCUGGAGAUAAAAUCAUGUCAGAAAACAAGACUCUAUCAGUUAACACUGUCCCUCCUGCCAUUGAGCCUUCCAAAAGCGAGAAGAGAGCCUCUGUUGCCGAUCCUCUUGGAGAUGCGAGAAGCAAAGUGCAGGAUGAGAUCAGUCAAGAAUUUGCUGCCAUCAUGGCUCAGGGCACAGUGCGUGCAAGCGAGGCUGCUGCUCUUGCAACUAGGAGAGUCAUGCAGAGAUAUGGGAGUCUGAAUGUUGCCUCACCACGUAGUUAAGAGUAAUGUAUCAUCGGAUUACCAAAUGCUGCUAUUGUAAAAGGAAUAUUGGAAAAACCCAUCACAAUGAGAGUAUAUUUAUCAUUAUGGUCUCUCUGGAAUGCCUACGGGCAUGAUGCCUGAAAGUUGAUAAUGGCUGCCGAUAUUUAAUGGAAUAAUUUGGAUUUUUUAUUAUUUACCCUGAUUCCUCCAUUGCAAUGGAUCUGUUUAGUUUUACAGUCGGCAAAAUUGUA